This is a messenger RNA of Colletotrichum godetiae, 543 nucleotides long. RefSeq lists its product as uncharacterized. The record is from RefSeq and is a predicted model, not a curated record. The transcript has a single exon. Lineage: Eukaryota; Fungi; Ascomycota; Sordariomycetes; Glomerellales; Glomerellaceae. Bases 1 to 543 code for a protein of 180 amino acids.
AUGCGCGUUACUACCGUCAUCUUCGGCGCUCUCGCCGCAACUGUUGCCGCCGUCGGCGAUGUCCACCUCCAGCUUCAUAAGAGAAUCGAGCCGACCAAGAUCAUCAAGGUCCUUGAAGCCCGCGGCACGCCCGAGUGUACAAACGCUGUCUACGCCUUCGCCAGCGCCGUCACCGGCUCCGACCCCCUCCCCACGCCGAAUUUCGCCCUUCUGGAGUGGGCCGCCACCGCGUCCGUCGCCAACUCCACGGUAGACCCUUGCAGCACCGUCUCCGUCACGGACUCGAUGAGCGCCCAGUACACCUCUUGGUCAAACGCCGUCAUGUCAUGGCAGACUGCCCACAUGUCGGAGAUGCGGGCCGUGUGGCACGAGUGCACUGAUAUUCCCAUCAUCUCGGCUGAGGUCAAGAGCUUACUGGCCUCUGGUGGCUACUGCAGCAGCAAGCUAGCCGCGCUCACCAGCGAGGGCGCCGGACCGAGGGAGACUGGUAUGGUUGUUGCCGCUGCCGCUGCUGCCGGCUUCGUCUAUGCUGCUAUGCAGUGA